AUGGCCCCACAAGCGGCAGCUUGGGCUAUCGUGCGAAUUUGCAGAAGCAGCAGCAGCUCGGUUGAGAUGAAGAAGUUAGUGGGCCAAUCGGGCUGCAUUCCGAAUCUGGUUCGGUUGCUCGAGGAGAAGAGUAACGGGGCUAGAGAAGUCGGGGCCCACGCGAUUUCGUGCCUGAUGAGUGUGUCUUGUAAUUGUCGGGAGGUGAAGAAGGAAGAGAAAAGCAUGCCGAGCCUGGUGGCGCUGUUGGACCCGAGCCAGCAGAACACGGCUAAGAAGUACAAGGUGACUUGCUUUGGAAUGUUGUGCUCGAGCAAGAAGUGUCGGAAGUGGAAGGUCUCGUAUGGGGCGAUUGGGUACCUGAAGAAGUUGAGCGAGAUGAUGUGCCGGGGGCGAAGAAGCUGCUCGAGAGGCUCGAGAGGGGGAGGCUCAAGGGGUUUUUCGGCCGGAAGUGAGGAGGGGUAA
This is a messenger RNA of Striga asiatica, 462 nucleotides long. The record is from the annotation of a GenBank genome assembly. Lineage: Eukaryota; Viridiplantae; Streptophyta; Magnoliopsida; Lamiales; Orobanchaceae.